CCCAACUCUGAGCAUUCAUUCCAUCACCUCUCAAGUUUCUGGCUUUCUGCUGAUUUAAAAUGGCUGGGCGUGGUAAGACUCUUGGAUCCGGAGCGGCCAAGAAAGCCCAAUCGCGUAGCAGCAAGGCCGGCCUCCAAUUCCCCGUUGGCAGAAUUGCCAGAUUCCUCAAGGCCGGCAAAUACGCCGAGCGUGUCGGCGCCGGCGCUCCCGUUUACCUCGCUGCGGUUCUCGAAUACUUGGCUGCUGAGGUGUUGGAAUUGGCUGGAAAUGCGGCGAGAGACAACAAAAAGACGAGAAUUGUUCCGCGGCACAUUCAAUUGGCGGUGAGAAAUGAUGAGGAGUUGAGCAAAUUACUUGGUGAUGUGACGAUUGCGAACGGCGGUGUGAUGCCCAAUAUCCACAACCUCCUUCUACCGAAGAAGGCGGGUGGAUCAUCAAAGCCCACCGCUGAUGAUGAUGAUUAAGCUGUUGGAUUUUGAUUUUCAGGCCUUGAGUAUUUUAGAAUUACUUUAUUUGAUUGUGUUUGUAGUUAGGAUGGGAAGAUUUGUGCAUAACUAGGGAUGAAUUGGGUGAAAAUGUUCUACAGCUAAAUUGAAGAAAUCAAACCUUCUCUUUUUAGAAA
Salvia hispanica is the source of this 622-nucleotide messenger RNA. RefSeq names its product putative histone H2A.3. Lineage: Eukaryota; Viridiplantae; Streptophyta; Magnoliopsida; Lamiales; Lamiaceae. Gene Ontology annotation, molecular function: protein heterodimerization activity; DNA binding; structural constituent of chromatin. The record is from RefSeq and is a predicted model, not a curated record. Gene Ontology annotation, cellular component: nucleosome.